Gambusia affinis (western mosquitofish) is the source of this 3820-nucleotide messenger RNA. RefSeq names its product TBC1 domain family, member 31 (gene tbc1d31). Gene Ontology annotation, molecular function: protein binding. NCBI's taxonomy places the organism in Eukaryota, Metazoa, Chordata, Actinopteri, Cyprinodontiformes, Poeciliidae. Gene Ontology annotation, cellular component: centrosome. The record is from RefSeq and is a predicted model, not a curated record. Bases 343 to 3528 code for a protein of 1061 amino acids. The transcript has 23 exons.
ACGCUAAUUACGUCAUCUUUGAGCGACGAGUAACCGUCUUCAAAACAAACAUGUAAGCUGCCUAACCAGCAGCUGUUUAGCUGUACUUCUGCUCAUUUGUUAGAGCUCAGUCGAGUUUUUGUUAGCUUUAGAUUUUUAUGCUGAUGUUUACAAAGUUUUUUGUCGAUACUUUUACAGAAUAAAGUUGAAGAUUUUGAGUUUAAAUUUCGCGCUGUUUGCUCCGCCUCUGUUCAGCUUGCCUCUGCUUUAUGGAGGUUGGUUCCCUCUGUCAGGUCAGGAACAUAGAGAAGUGAGAGUGAAUUUUAUUCCAGUGAUUGUUUAAUCGGCAGAGACAUUUUUUUAAUGGAGGUGACGGACAUUGGAAACAAAGAGGAAGGGAAAGUAUGGCAUCGUAAACCAACACCCGGCAAAAGCGUGUUGGCGACGGUGGUCCGCACUGCUCAGCAGUCCAAGACGGUGCGUUUCCUCCAUGUGGCCUUCGACACCACAGGGGACUCUUUCCUGGCCGGAGAUCACCAUGGCAACAUUUACUUCUUUGACAUCAGUAGAAACAGGUUCCGCUUGGUGCUGAGGACAGGACAAGCCUGUACUGCUCUGGCAUUCAGCCUCCGCAGGACAACUGAGUUUCUUGUAGCUCUGGUUGACCACACCAUCAAAUGCUUUGACAAAGACACGAAGCAGCUGGUCAGCUGGAUGAGAGGUCACGAGGGAGCCGUCACUUCCAUAUCCGUCCACAGCUCAGGCCGAUACGCCAUCACGACAUCAUCAGACACAGCUCAGCUCUGGGACCUGGACACCUUCCAGAGGAAGAGGAAGCUGAACAUCAGACAGUCUGUCGGCAUACAGAAGGUUUUCUUCCUCCCCCUCAGCAACACCAUCCUCAGCUGUUUCAGCGACGACUCCAUCUUUGCGUGGGAGAGCGACACCCUGUUCUGCAGGUACCAGCUCCCCGUUCCCGACUCCGGACCCAGGAUCUUUUACAAGGCCUUUGCCGUCACACGAGACGGUAAAAGCCUUGCUACCGGGGGCCGCUCCAACCUGCUGCACCUGUGGUGCCUGGAGAGUCAGCAGUUGGUCAGGGUGAUCCAGAUGCCGUCUCAGGUCCGAACUGUCAGGCAGCUGGAAUUCCUGCCUGAAAGCUUUGAUUGUGGAGCCAACCAGACUUUAGGGGUGUUGAGCCAGGACGGUGUGAUGCGGUUCAUCAACAUUCACACAUGCAAACUCCUCUUCCACACGGGAUCCGUGGACGAAGCCAUCACCGCCGUCGCCGUCGGCCCCAACGGCCGACACAUGGCAGCCAUCAUGGACAACGGAAGCAUCAACAUCUACAGCGUCCAGAGCCUGACGCAGGAACUGAAGAAGCCUCUUCCGUCUCGGGUGGCCGUAGUCUCUGGCGAUGGAGCUGGUCACGACUUUUCCAACAUAAAGAUGAAGGUUAGGUCAGAGGCGGUCCGACCAGCCAGGCGAUCAGGCAGAGGAACACAGGUGAAGAUACUGAGACCCCCUGCUGCAGGCUCUUCAGCUGAGGACAAAGAGAACGAACUACCUGCUGGCCUGAACAAGAAGAGACUUGUAGCUCUGCUGAAAGCUUUUGGGGAAUUUCCAGCUAAAUACAGGAUGUUUGUGUGGAAGUCUCUGCUGUGUCUCCCAGAGAACCACGCAGCGUACAGCAGCCUGACCGACAAAGGCCUGCAUUCAGCCUUCCUCACUCUGCAAGACAAGUACCCAAUCAAGAGCCAGAAACUGCAGAGAGGAUUGCAAAGGCUUCUGUCUGCCUUAGCUCACUGGGCAGCCAUUUUUUCAGAGGUGGAAUAUAUUCCUCUGCUAUCGUUUCCUUUUGUCAAGCUUUUCCAGAACAACCCCAUGCUCUGCUUUGAGGUGGUGGCCACCGUUAUCGUGAACUGGUGCCAGCACUGGUUCGAGUACUUCCCCAACCCUCCUCUGAACAUCCUGAGCAUGGCGGAGAACAUUCUGGCUCAUCACGACAAGGAGCUGCUGGAGCACCUGAAGGACUGCGGCAUCACCACGCAGCUGUACGUGUGGCCGCUGUUGGAGACCAUGUUCUCCGAGGUUCUGACGCGCGACGAGUGGCUCCGGCUGUUUGACAACGUCUUCUCCAACCAUCCGUCCUUCCUGCUGAUGGCCUGUGUGGCCUACGUCAUCUCCUGCCGGGAACCUCUGCUGCUGUGCUCCCAGAAGAAGGACUUUGAGUACUUUUUUCACCAUCGUAACAACCUGGACGUUGCGGCGAUGAUAAAGGAGGCUUACAGGAUUACUGGCAGCACGCCGGCCGCCAUCCACCCCCGAACCCUGCUCUCCGACUUUACGCCCCUCACCAGCGGCCAGUACCCCAUCUUCAACCAGUACCCAGAAUUCAUAGUGGAAUACCAAAGCAGGGAGAGGGAGCGAAUACGGCUGCAGGAGAUGGAGUAUCUAAAAGAAAGGGAGGAGCUGUCGGCACUGCGAGCUGACUUUGUCCGCCGCCAAGCGGAAGAGAAAGCCUACUUCGCCCAGCAGGAGUUGCUUCAGAAAGCCGAGGAGCAGCGCAGAACCAUCCUGGCACAAGAGGAGGAGAAGCUCGCACAGCAGAGGGCAAAGCUGACAGCUAUGAAGAGAGAGCUGAAGGUGAAGGAGCUACACCUGCUGGACGCAACUAGAAGGCGCUUCCUGAAGCACCAACAGGAUCUCCAAGCCUCGCAGAUACAGAGGCUGGACCAGGAGAUCAACAGGAAGAUGGAUCAGCGGGAGCAAGAGACGGCCGCAGCGGUUCAGGAUCUAGAAGUCAGACAGAUGGAGCUGGAGGUGCAGAGGAAACGGCUUGAGCAGGACCUGCUGAAGAAGCAGGAGCACGUCGGACGAAAGGUUGAAGAGGAGGUGCAGCUGAAAAUGAGAGCUGCAGAGAGAGCAGACAAUACUGGCCCAGAGCUGCUGCACGGCGCAGAGAGCAACCUGCAGGUCCUAGGGGAGUCCCUGGCAGAGGCGUACCAGCAGGGCCUACAGUCGGACUGGCAGAGAGAGGUGUUGGGGCGCCUGCAGCAGGUCGAAGCUGAGCAGGAGAGGAAGAGGGAUUUGCUGGCAGAGCUUCAAAGAAAAACUCUGGCAGAGGAAGAGAAACUGGCUCACACCGUGAGAGAAGUGGCAGGAAGAAAAUGGGAUGAAGUGAUGAAUAGCAGAGCAGAGUUACAGGAGCAGCGACUGGCCUGGUCCACAGCAGACACAGAAGGAGAGAGACUUCUUCACAGACCAGCUGCUUCUGUUGCAGCUAAAGGCGUAAAUACAGCCACAGCGAGGAGCUCUGCUGCCACCCAGAGGCAGGAAGGCACCAGCAUGGUGUGUCUCAACAGCACUUCACCUUCAGGGAGCUCCACCACCAACUUCUCCCUGGACCGCGGCCGGGCCCUCUUGGACAGCAGUGAGAGGGAGCUGCUGAAGGAGAUCAGGGAGCUGAGACAGAAGCUGGCAGCGCGAGCCAGAGAGUCCUCCACUACCUCCUCACCGUCUGUGCCCACGCCGUCCUCUGCGUCCUAGUGACCACCAGCUGCCUUCUGUCGCCUCCCCGUUUAAGGAAACAUAUUCUGAACCUUUUGCUUACUGCAGCAAAACACAAACAGUGACUCAGACCGUGGAGCGUGCUGACUGGCUGCUGCGUGUUUAUGAAUCAUCCGCCCUUCCAUCUCUGGCAGGUUGUGGGUUUACUUCACGCAGAUGAACUCAUGCAUGAGAAGAUUCCUUAACAACAUCAUUGAGCGCAGUUAGAAGUUUAAUUUAUUUCAGUUCUGGGUAGAAUUUUGUGAACAAACGAUAAAAUGCGUCUCCUGCC